Molecule: messenger RNA, 1936 nt
Organism: Parus major (Great Tit)
Lineage: Eukaryota; Metazoa; Chordata; Aves; Passeriformes; Paridae
Product: alveolar macrophage chemotactic factor-like
Exons: 6
Coding region: 16-318 (100 amino acids)
Biological process (GO): neutrophil chemotaxis; cellular response to lipopolysaccharide; inflammatory response
Cellular component (GO): extracellular region
Molecular function (GO): chemokine activity; CXCR chemokine receptor binding
Source: RefSeq, a predicted model, not a curated record
GGGGCUGGGGCCGGCAUGGCUGUGCGGGCAGCCCUGCUGCUGGGGGUGCUGCUGCUGUCCCACCACCCCGGGGACACAGCAAUCCUGGAAGCCAAUGGCAACCUGAGCUGCCGCUGCCUCAAGAGCACCCGAGCCUUCAUCCCCCCGGAGAAGUACAGCAGCAUCGAGGUGUGGCCCGUGGGGAGCAGCUGCCGGCGCCUCCAGGUGGUGAUUAAGCUAAAGAGCCUGAAGAGGGUCUGUGUGGAUCCUGACACGCCUUGGGUGAAGAAGCUCCUGCGGGACCUGCCUCAGCUGAGGAAGAAAAAGGCUCCCCGCUGAGGAAGCUGCCGCCAGAGACACGGCCAGAUGUGCUGGGCCCAGAACUGCCUCUCCUCCCCAUCCUGGUGUUGCCUUACCGCGGUCCAGAGGGGAGCAUGCUGCUGCCUGAACCCCUUUUUAUGCCUUUAAACCCUUUUAAACCCUUGCAGAUGCCCAUCCCUGCUUCCAGCCUCUCCCAUCCCGGAGCCACGCGCUGGGUGUCCCUUUUGGGCAUGACCCAAUAAAGGUGGUGGCCUUCUGUCACUGUCCCUUGCCUCCCUACAUGUGACAUGCCAUGGGCUUGGGGUGCUUGGGGAGGGUGGCACGGGGGGCACCAGCCUUUGGUCAAAACCACGGCAGGUUUGAUGAGGAGGCUACGGCAUUUUCUGCUUUUUUUUUGGUGGGGAGGCAGCACGGGCCACGUGCAGCGGGGGGGAAGCGAUGGCAGGGAAGUUGAGGUGUGGGGCUACCCCUUUUUCCACCCCCCCGGCACUUCCCAGCCCUGGAGGGGGAUUGUGAAAUCCCCCUCUGGGGCGAGGGGCUGGCUAUAAAACAGGCCUGGCCUAGCUCGGGGCGGGCAGCGAGGAUGCGGCUGCUGCCGGCGGCGCUGGCCCUGCUCCUGCUCCUGAGCUGCUCGGUGCCGGGGGGUGGUGAGUGCCUUUGGCUGUCUGUCCAUCCACAUUCCCCUCCAAUGACCCAGACAGUGGCACUGGAUGUCCCAGACGGGGCUGAGCGUGGCUUCUCGUAAGCUUUCAGAUGGGUUUCUUGGCUGCCUUUGAGCUCGAGUUUGUGGCUCAAGCUGGAGGGGAGUACUGGGGGUGCAGAGGGGGGUUUUGCCUCGUGGCUUUAGGCUGCUUUUUCUUUCAGACCCCCACAAAACUGAAGUGCUUGCUGGGUUGAAUUCAUGAAAUGUUGGUUAAGUUUUUCCAAGCCUGCAGCUAAAACCCCUUCCAUGUACAGGAAGAGAAGGUCUGAGGCUGUGCUGGGAGGGAUUAGCUGCAAACCCCAUGAGCAGCAGCCCGUGGGUGUCAGGGAUGGGAUCCUGGCGAAGGGGUGUUCCCAUGUGGCUCCCCCACGGGGGGCCAGACCUGGUGUGGGCUGUCCUGGGGCACAGGUCUGUCUCUGGAGAGCCUGCUGACCAACAUGAGGUGCAAGUGCAUCAAAUCCACCGCCCACGUCAUCAACCUGGGGCUGAUCCUCACCAUCGACGUUACCCCGCCGGGCAUUCACUGCCGGAGGAAGGAGGUCAUCCUCACCCUGAAGAAGAACAGGCGGGUGUGCGUGGCCCCCGAGUCGCCCUGGAUCCAGCUGCUCAUCCACAAGCUGAUGCAGAGGAACGGCACCAAAAAAGCGUUGCCUCGGCCGCGGCGGGACGCACCGUGCUGCCGGACCCCUUGGAGACCCCCCACCUUCCCACUGUCCCGAUCCACGGAAUCCAGGGUCACCAAUUCCUCGUGAGACAGCAGUGACACAGCCCCCCUGCCCUGAGACACGCUGGGUUUAGUGGCACAACGCUGGCACUUCCUCUGCUCCCUGGGUUUUGGCAGGGCCUUUCCCUGUUUUCCCGCUGUUUCCCUCUGUUUUGGGUGCCUGGGCUGUUCCCAGGCACCACCAAUAAAAGGAUGAAUGUGCUUCCCCC